This is a messenger RNA of Cataglyphis hispanica, 4504 nucleotides long. RefSeq lists its product as uncharacterized. NCBI's taxonomy places the organism in Eukaryota, Metazoa, Arthropoda, Insecta, Hymenoptera, Formicidae. The coding region runs from base 515 to 2044 and encodes 509 amino acids. The transcript has 7 exons. The record is from RefSeq and is a predicted model, not a curated record. Gene Ontology annotation, biological process: cell adhesion. Gene Ontology annotation, cellular component: extracellular matrix.
UCGAAAGCAUCGUGUAUCCCCGUCACCCGGCUAGAGGGGGACUUGCGGACCGUGUGGAUCGGUGCGGUUCGAGGCCGCGUUGGUUGUGUGAAACGUGAGAACCUCUCCCGGAAUCCUCCUCGUCCGUGACCAAAUUCGUGCGCGUGUCGGCGGGAGCCGAUCUUCGUCUUCGUCGUCUUCGUCGUCCUCGUCGUCGCGGCGCUUCUUCGAGAGGAAGGUAAUGGGUGGAAAUCUCGCGUUGUAAAUUCGGUGAACGCAGUCGAUCAGGAGAGGAGUAACUCUUUCUCGUCGUUCCUCCCCCUUUUUCCCCCCGCGACUCGUAAUACGAUCCGCGAUGCGAUGUCUGUGUGAUAUAUACGUGUGAAAAGUGUUUUUUUCCCCCGCCAGUACUGUCUUGUCGCCAUUUCACUCACGCACCUCCAGCCCGGAGACCGAGAAGAAUAUUUUGCAGACGGAAGCUGGGGACGAGGCUCAAUCGAAGGUGUUUGUGUGACGGAUCGUCGAAAAGCGCAGGAUGUCUCGUGGCACGUGGCACCAGUGGUCGGUGCUCUUGCUGCUUCUGCUGGCCACGCGAUUUCUCUCCGUCCACGGACAAUGCGGAUCGUACGCCCAGGACCGACAGGAGAAGCAGGACAAGCAGGACAAGUUGGCGCUUUACAAGGUUAUCCUGAGGACCUACUGGUCGAGGGCGCGAUUCCCGCGACAUUAUCCGGAGUGGAAGCCCCCGGCGCAGUUUGGCAAACUGAUCGGUCGGACGCACGACUCGACUUACACUCUGUACAGAUUAGGCGAGAGACUGUCUACGGGCGCCAGGUUGUACGUGGAAACCGGAAGAGCUGAUGGAUUGGACACGGACGGGGAUUCGCCCAACAGCCUGCACUCGUUCGCGGGCCCUCCGAUACCUCAGGGCGAAGGCACGAGCGUUACUCGAGCCUUCUUGGAUGGCAAUCACACUCUAAUUAGCAUUAUGGCGCGCAUCAAUCCCAGUCCCGAUUGGUUCGUUGGCGUGGAUUCCUUCCAAUUGUGCGUCGAGGGCAAUUGGGUCGAUACCGUUACCGUUGAGCUCGACCCGCUGGAUGGAGGCACGGAUAACGGCUUCACAUUCACGGCUGCCAACUGGCCGACGCAGCCCCAAGGAAUCGCUUACAGGAUCACAUCCCGAUAUCCGCCACAUCCCGCGGGAAGCUUCUAUUAUCCGAAUCUACCUCGUCUACCGCCGAUAGCUACUCUCACAUUUACCAAGCUGCGCGAGUAUACCCUGACUGAAUCGUACCAUGAAGACGAUGUCUUGGUGGAAUUCGUCAGCAACGACAAUCUUCAAGCGAAUAGCGAGGUCCCCCGAGGAAUCGAUCCGAACAGGGACCUAAACGAGGCCAUAGCCGAGGAACGAAGGGAAAUGGACACCCAGAGAUACAGAUACUGGAGCACGGCAGGGAGCGGUCAACAGGUCGUGACGGACGUUCCGCGCGACAACAAGGCGGCGAUCAUCAACAGCAUCGCCUCGUCGUACGCGUCGUGGCAACGGCCGAGGUAUAACGUCACCCCGAUACCGCGAACUUCCAAGAUCAUCACCGUCAACGGCGAUAAAACGAGAAAACAGUACAGCGAGACAGGAAGAUCCGACUGGCCGUAUUAUCACACAUACAGACGAACGGCGGAGGCGCAGAAGGCGCAGAUCUACGAGGAUAUCCAGAGGAAGAUUACGAACGUGUCGAAUGUCUCGAGUAUCGAUUACUCAUUCGCGAGCAACGCGACCAAUUUGGCGGAUCAACGCCAGCACAGACUCAGGAUGAAGCAUCACGGGUUGACGUCCAAGGGCAAGCGAGUUAGAACACGCGCACCGAGAGAUUGCAAGGUCGGCGAAUGGGGUGCUUGGAGCGCGUGCAGUCGUAGCUGCGGGGUAGGCGAGACCCAGAGGACGCGGAAGGUCACGAUAAAGCCCCGCCGAGGUGGCGUCCCGUGUCCACCGCUGAAGGAGACCAAGUGGUGCGGCAGCGCAAAUCCGUGCAUAUCGGAGAGCAAGCCGAUCGAGUAUCAUUGGUAGUCAUCGUCGGGGAUCUUUCACGACCACGUGUACCAAAGUGACUCGCUCUCACGGACGAAAGGUCGCGCGGGCAAGCGGACGACGAGACGGGUGAGGAGCGAUUUAUGCGAGAAAUGCGCACGCAAACGGGACGCACGUGAUCGAUAUGAGUAAUUAAAUUAACGGAGAAUUAUGAUAUAAAGUUGACGUUGAGAAUAUCUUUUAUAUCGACAUAUGGGCGCUGGGAAUGUAUUACUGUGGACUGUGCUUUAGAAAGAGGGUAGUGAUUCGUGUGGUUUGACAAUAUAUAUUGCAGAAAAAUUUCGUAAUCAAUAACUCUGAUAUCUCAUAGAAAAAAAAGGGCUAGCGACCAUUGGCACCGGACGAUAAUACUAUGUAUGUUUACGCAAACGAUCGUGCACGGCGUACAUAUUUUUAUUAGGUGCGGCUUCUAAUGCGACAGCUUCAUAGUAUAAUUUUUUUAAUUACACUCAGAAUUUACGAGUAUUACGUAAACUCCGAGAAGCAUAAUCUCUGGUCGUCAUCGUUCGGCAAUUUUAUUUUACUCGCUUACACUUAUCAACGUGCAAUUCAUAUUAUUUGCAGCCCCGAAACUUUUCGAACAUUGAAAAUAAAGAUUGCCAAAGAGAAAUUCGAAUGACUGACUCGCAUCGUAUCGGGUUUCCGCGUGUAUCACUAAAACGCGUUUGAGGCUCGAUUUUCACGCUCAGAGAGCGCGGCGUUUUGAUUUUUUUUAUUUUUGGAGUAAUUGAACAAUCGAGCAUUGUUUGUCGAAUAUGUUAUAAAGUUGAAAGAUCAACGUGAAAGAGGAGAAAAAAUCGUAUACCUAUUUGCAAUAUCCGUUUCGCUAAUGCAACGCAGAUCUGCCAACUGUUUAUUUAUCUAGUCAUAUCAAUACGUCUGAGAUUAUAAAAAUACCAAAGAUUUGUUCGAUUAAUUGUUUUAUAUAUUAGUUUGACGAGAGAAUCACCGUUGAAAAUUAAAUUAAUUCGCGUCGAAAGCGAAUUUAACAUUGGAUAACGUGACGAUAGCACGCCUCGAUCUUUGCACGCGAUCGAAGGUAGAAAUGAACCACGGCAUAAUUGGAAAAUUGAUCCAACUUUCCGGAAGAAAAACGUUACGUGCAAUUAAACUGAUAGUUUAAUCGCCGGUACAAAUAAUAUACCGCGAAUGAUCGACGUGUACCACAUGCUCAGGCGCGAGAAUUUCUCCGGUGAAAUUUAACCGUCGCGUGCCACACCAUAGUCUCGCCGAGAUUAAGUCGACGUUUCUCGGAACCUAGUACAUUGCUUGUUAGAGCGAAGUUUUUAUCGGCUCGCUAUUUUCCAUCGCGAAACGAAAACGAUCUUGUGCGAGAGAUUUGCGAUGAAAUUCUCCUUAAACAAGGUACAAAUAAAGUUAUUAAUCAACUGAAGAUCUAAAUGAGAUCUCUUUUAAUUAAAAGAAAAUAUUGUUUUUUUUUUUAUAUUUUCUUGUAAAAUUGUAUAUUUUUUUUUUAUUUGAUAUAUUUUCAGAAUUCUAUGCUUACUUUAUUCUUUAUGAUAUAAUUUUUUGUUCCCAGAGAAAUUUUAUUUUCAAAAAAAUUUACAAGAUACGCUUGUGAUUUUUUUGCGAAGCGUCGUGCAAUGAUCGAAAGGGUCAAAAUAUCUCGCGGAAAGAAAAAAAAAAAGCGUAAGAUCGAUGUCCGCGUAGGGCGUGUCGAGUAAACGCCAGAGCGAUUUUCAGUGCGCUCAUACAUAUUUUCAGAAUCCCAGACAAGGUCGCGUGAGUGUUUUUCGCAAAGCGUCUCCUCGCUCGGUAGAGAAUACCGUGGAAAUUAAGCAGGAACCCAUAGAGCGAGUGUUCCGCAAAAUCGAUUUUUUUUUUUUUUCUCCACCGUCACCGAGAGUGCUGCAUCUCUCUCUCUCUCUCUCUCUCUCUCUCUCUCUCUCUCUCUUUCUCUGUCUAUCUGUUUCUCUCUCAUGGCGUGGUAGAGAAAUUUUUACAAAGAUAUCAUCAGGUACGUCUUAGGUGAGUGUAUUAUAUCUUAGGCAUAAAUUUAACGAUAAUAAUUAAUAAUUAACGUCUAAUUGUAACACUCGUUAAUUAUUAGGCCCGUAUUAAUCGCGUCCGCAAUGCGGAGUUUGGCGUUGAUCGUGAAGAAUGUUCGAAACUUCAAUUGUGAGAAAAAUCGUACCAUACCGUAGAGAGAGAUGGAUCUAUAGAUCUAAAAGUUUACUCGACGUUGAAUUCCGCACGCGACGUAUAUACGUUGACGCACGGCUUGUCCUUCGUAUUUAUUAGUGUCCGUAGCCACUAUUCUCACCGGAUAUUCAGUGCUGAAUGCUCGAUCGCGAAAAUUUAUUGAUAUAUAUAUAUAUAUAUAUAAUUUAUAUAAAAACAUAUUUAAAAAUAAAUAUAUAAAUAUAUAAAAAUAUAUAUAUAUAUAUAUAUAUAUAAAUAUAUAUGUAUAAAUAAAUA